Molecule: messenger RNA, 564 nt
Organism: Striga asiatica
Lineage: Eukaryota; Viridiplantae; Streptophyta; Magnoliopsida; Lamiales; Orobanchaceae
Source: the annotation of a GenBank genome assembly
AUGUCGUGUUCAAACCCAUCGCUGCCACACGCAUUGCUGGCGAUCUGUCCCAGCCGCACGUUGCCUCGCGUUUUCCAGCGACGCAAUGAGCCUCCCAGCAACGCCUGCUUCAUGUUCAUGCAACCCCGUGCAGCACAUCGACGCCCAAUCAUUGUUUGCGUGCCGCCCUUUGCCCGUCACCACUGGGCGCGCACGGGCGCGGUCGGGGCUGCGGCUGCCAGGCCGCGGGUGGCGUUGGGCGCGUCUAAGGGCCGGUUGUUGGCUGCUGGCGUCGCCUGGGCGUGCAGGCAUGCUACCGGGACGUGUUGGGGCUGUGGGUGGUGCGAGGAGUUACGCAGGCGAUACUGGGACUCACGGUGGUGGUUCGGAGAGACGUGCGGGGCGAUACUAGGCGACGGCUACAACAUAGGCAGCUGCUGCGGGUCUCAGCACCACAUUGCGGGCCUUCGCACGCGCACGCGCCACUGCUGCGCGUCGCGUGCGGCAUUCCUGCCCACGUGCUGGAUGCCUGCCAAUAGCGUUGGCUUCGGCCUGAGGCCACCAGCAGCUGCAAAUCUCGACUGA